AUGGCUCGUCUGUCAAUAUUCUGCCUAGCAUACUUCGCCCUUACCUUUCUCUCCUACGCGAACGCUUGGACGCUAACCUGGCGAAAUGAGACUGGCGCCCAAAUAGUCGAUGGCGACUCUGAACAAAACUGUACCAGGAUUUACCAUACGAAAGGCGAGGAAUUCUCAUUCAACCCCGAAGGCAAGUGGUGCUUGAAAUUUUGGGACGAGGCAACAUGUGAGGCACAGAUUGGAAAAACGUGCGAGGGGCGGAGAUGGCAACAAAUUGCAUCACGGAAUAUUUCUGCAUUCAACGUCUACGCGAUGCCGCCUGCUGACAUUAGCGCGAACGGUAUGGCGAGUACAAGUACGACAUCCACAUCAAGCACAUCAUCUACGAUCACUACCACGUCUUCUGCGUCUACGAGUGCGGUUACAACUGAAUCAACCCAAUCCGGAAAUGAUGAUUCCUCGAAGCACUCGCUGUCGGGUGGUGCAAUUGCGGGCAUUGUUGUUGGUGCCGUUGCUGGUGUUGCAAUCCUCGCUGCGUUGUUCUUCUUUUGGGGUCGACGGAAGCGUAACGCUGCAGCACCGGCCCCGGCUAGUACAACUCCAGCCCCCGGUCCAGACGAUCGGAAUUUACCCGAGGCCGUGGAUCCAUCGAAGCCAGCUAUGUCGGAAACACAGACUCAGGUGUCUUCGGUGUCUCCAUACGGUUAUCCUGCCACCAGGGGUAAGACUGUAGAGCUCCCCGGGGAGAAAGUGGGCGCUGAAUUGAGCGACAGCCGUCAGCUGGUAGAAAUGGGCAACACUCCUUUGGCCGAGAUGGAUGGAACGAGCACCAUCAAACGUCCUUGA
Molecule: messenger RNA, 837 nt
Organism: Aspergillus oryzae RIB40
Lineage: Eukaryota; Fungi; Ascomycota; Eurotiomycetes; Eurotiales; Aspergillaceae
Product: EGFR-like transmembrane domain-containing protein
Exons: 1
Coding region: 1-837 (278 amino acids)
Source: RefSeq, a predicted model, not a curated record